UGAUUAGCAUACCUCCCUCUCUAUAUAUUUCAUGCUGGGGCACUGACGCGCCACAGUACUGCAACGUAGUUCAACUGAAGACUUCCAUAUCGAAUCCGUCUAUAAAGACAACCAGUCAUGUCUGACAAACCAAACCUGGAGGAGGUCACCAGCUUCGACAAAAGCAAGCUGAAGAAGACCGAGACUCAGGAGAAAAACCCAUUGCCAUCUAAAGAAACCAUUGAACAGGAGAAGCAGGCUGCCUCGUGAAGACACAAGCUGCCAUCAUGCACUGUGCACACUCCCUUCCCUGCAUUGCCUUCUUUUCACACACUUCUUUUAGCAGUCUAACUUUGUAACCAAAAUGUUAAAAAAGAAAAAAAUGAAACUGAAAAAAGAGAAAAUCUAAAGCUGCAUCACUGUCGGAUUGGAUGAGCUGACCCCUCUAACAACACCUAGACGAGUCUGGACCGCCUCCUUUGUGCAGUCCAGCGAUGCAAAGGAAAGAGAAAGCUUCUGAUUCCAGGAGCUAGUAGCAUGGAUCCAUCUGGUGCCCAUGGUGGCUAUUUUGUGUUGGUUUCAGCUAUUGCCAUAGGACAAGGGGGCGUGGCCUAGUAGACAUUUCCAAAUAUUCAUCAUCCGAUUGAGGCGUGGCUUUUUGCUGACAAGUGACCAGCUCGCAAAGUUAUGGCAUUGUAUUUUUUAUUUCCACUUUUAGGAUAAACUGCACAAUCUUUGUUUAUUUAUGUUGGUAAUGAUUAACACCUUCUUGGUAGUGCUACUUCAGUGAAAUGCUUUUUUUAUUUGCAAAAGAGGAAGAGAAAAAAGCAAAUACAGUCUAGAUGUGAAAACACUUCUAAGAACAGGUGUUGUAUUUUAAUUGAAUGUGCCCUUUUAAUCGAUGUGGAUUUGGGGUUGCUUUAUGUGUUACGCCCUGUAUUGGUUGUCUUAUUGUGCGCCAGUUAUCUUUCAAAAUGUAAAUUCAACGUGAUCGCUUUCAGCUGUAGAACAAAUUGUUUUUUCUUGGGUUUUGUAAAAAACAAACUUCAGCAACCAUGUUAUAUUGCCACAAACUAUUAUCAAUAAUGGAAAAUUGAAACUGUUGUAAUAAAAAAAAAACUUUAUCAGAA
This is a messenger RNA of Myxocyprinus asiaticus (Chinese sucker), 1109 nucleotides long. Its product is annotated as thymosin beta-11-like. The transcript has 3 exons. The coding region runs from base 118 to 249 and encodes 43 amino acids. Gene Ontology annotation, cellular component: cytoplasm. Gene Ontology annotation, molecular function: actin monomer binding. The record is from RefSeq and is a predicted model, not a curated record. Gene Ontology annotation, biological process: actin filament organization; regulation of cell migration. NCBI's taxonomy places the organism in Eukaryota, Metazoa, Chordata, Actinopteri, Cypriniformes, Catostomidae.